GCCAUUUGCAUUUUGAAGACAGGAUGUCUCAUCGUAAGUUCAGUGCACCCCGUCAUGGGUCUAUGGGAUUCUACCCCAAAAAAAGGUCCCAGAGGCACCGCGGUAAGGUAAAGGCCUUCCCCAAAGAUGACCCAUCAAAACCAGUCCAUUUAACCUCAUUCAUUGGUUACAAAGCUGGUAUGACCCACGUUCUCAGAGAGGCUGAUCGUCCUGGAUCAAAGAUCAACAAGAAGGAGAUUGUGGAAGCAGUGACCAUUUUGGAGACCCCACCGAUGGUUGUGGUUGGUGUGGUAGGCUACAUCGAAACCCCACACGGUCUCCGUGCUUUGGCCACCGUCUGGGCCGAGCACUUGUCCGAAGAUUGCCGUAGACGUUUCUACAAGAACUGGGGUAAAUGCAAGAAGAAGGCUUUCACCAAGUCUAGCAAGAAGUGGUCAGACGAUUUGGGCAAAAAAUCCAUCGAACGCGACUUCAAAAAAAUCAUCAAGUACUGCAAGGUCGUCAGAAUCGUUGCCCACACUCAGAUGAAGUUGUUGAAACAACGUCAAAAGAAGGCCCACAUCAUGGAGAUCCAGUUGAACGGCGGUUCAGUCGCCGACAAAGUCCAAUGGGCUCGCGACCAUUUGGAAAAAACCAUCCCGAUCGCUGAGGUAUUCGGGCAAGACGAGAUGAUCGAUUGCAUUGGUGUUACCAAGGGUAAAGGUUACAAAGGUGUGACUUCCCGUUGGCACACGAAGAAAUUGCCGCGUAAGACACACAAGGGUCUUCGUAAAGUCGCUUGUAUCGGAGCUUGGCAUCCUUCCCGUGUGUCCUUCACUGUGGCCCGUGCCGGUCAAAAAGGAUACCACCACCGUACCGAAAUGAACAAAAAAAUCUACAGGAUCGGUGCCGGAGUACACACCAAGGAUGGCAAAGUCAUCAAAAACAACGCUUCCACAGAGUACGAUUUGUCUGAGAAGACCAUCACCCCCAUGGGUGGCUUCCCUCAUUACGGAGAAGUCAACAACGACUUCGUCAUGAUCAAGGGUUGCUGCAUGGGGCCCAAGAAGCGCGUCAUCACCUUGAGGAAGUCUCUGUUGGUGCACACAAAACGUGUCGCCUUGGAGAAGAUCAACCUCAAGUUUAUCGACACCUCCUCCAAGUUUGGUCACGGUAGGUUCCAAACGCAAGCCGACAAGGUCGCGUUCAUGGGUCCCCUCAAGAAGGACCGCGUCAAGGAGGAAGAGAAGGCCGCGCCUGCUGCUGCAAGCACUUAGGUUUUCCAUUACGUACUUGUUUUAUGGUAUUGACCAAUAAAAAGUUUAAAAGAA
Messenger RNA from Brassicogethes aeneus, 1310 nucleotides. Lineage: Eukaryota; Metazoa; Arthropoda; Insecta; Coleoptera; Nitidulidae. The record is from the annotation of a GenBank genome assembly.